CCGUCUGCCACACCUGCCUGCCAAGCUCCAGAGCUGAUGGGCGCGGUUGGGACCGGUGCCCAAAUCUGUGUUUUGACUUGCCUGGGAAAGUUGAGCGAAAAGGCACAAAAGGACGGAAGACUUUAAGAACAUCCCACCACGGAGCGUCAACUUCAUUUAAACACUUUAUCUCUCCCGAGGACGCGUUCAGUCGCUCCAUCUUGAGAGUGAAUCGGGAUUUAAUUGUAGCUCGAGCUGGCUGAAGAUAAAAUGGGAUGGACGAGUUAACGAGACAGAUGGACUUCUCCGCUGGCUUGUCAGGAGAAAAGGUUGUGACAGAAACUGUUACCACCACAACCAGACUGACUUCUCUACCACCAAAGGGAACCAGCGGAUCAAAUCACAGGAAUAUGUCCAGCGGUGCUGGAGGGCUGGGCUUGGAGAAGAAUGUCUUAACCCAGAACAGCAGUGGAACUUAUUUCUCCUCAUCCUCUGUAGGUGUGAACACCGGCAGCUACAGCUCCUCCUCAGGGGUUUACCUUGGAGACUCCUCAGGAGGGGGUGAUGUAGGGGGGCUCUUCUUGGACGGAGAGGGGUAUGGAAGCAGCAGCGGAGGAGGAGGAGGAGGAGGAGGAGGAGGAGGCAGAGGUAACAGCAGUUAUCUCGUGAGCUCUGUGACAAAGGUCAGGAGCAGCUCGUCGGGCGGUGCCAGGAGAGGGCAGACUGCUGGCUCAUCAGGAGGCCUGUCGCCAGCUUUCCGGGAGAGGAAAACUAUAUCGAGCCGCUCAGGAGGUUACGACGGAAGUUCCAGUGCUAAUUCCUCCCCAGAGUUUACCCGUAAAGAUUACGGAGUCUAUUGCUCCAGUGCCACAAGAGGGAGGAGCGAAAGCCGAGAGAGCGAGAUCAGAGCCAGAUUACAAAGUGCCUCUCCCACCGCCGGCAGAUGGACGGAGCUGGAUGACGUAAAAAAGCUGCUGAAGGGACGCUCCUGCAGCGUGAGUCCCACUCGCUCCUCCAGCACCACCCUGCCUGUCCCUAAAAAGGCCACCGUGGAAACCAAGACCAUCACUGUCAGCUCUCAGACGGGUUCGACUUCAUUUGGCUCUGGUGUGGGAUCGAGCGGGUUCCACACCAUCGAUACAUCCGGCCUGUAUGACAACACUCUGACAACAGGCCAAUAUGAUACUGGUGUAAAAUCAGGCCAGUAUGACAUUACUCUAAAAUCAGGCCAAUAUGAUACUGGUGUGAAGUCGGGCCAGUACGGUAUUGGUCUAAAAUCAGGACAGUAUGAUACUGGCGUGAAAUCAGGCCAAUAUGAUGUCAUCCUGAAAUCAGGACAGUAUGAUACUAGUCUCAGAUCAGGCCAGUAUGAUACUGGUGUCAAGUCAGCACACUAUGACAUGAGUUUAAAAUCAGGACAGUAUGACACCAGCAUGAGAUCUGGCCAGUACGACACGCUGGACGCUACUCUUCCGACCUUCUCCUGGUCCACCUCCACGUUGCCCUCCGCCAACACCACGGUGCUUGCUGGCAACACCAGCAGCUACACGUACCAAACCGGCACCAACAACAUGGCGGGAGGAUCCUCGCCAACUGGCCUCACCUCGCCCUCGUCCCUGUCAGUUUACGGCUUCCAGAACAAUCUGGCCCCCACAUCUCCCACUGUGCUCACCACCAGUGGAGCCAACAUAAAUGCCAAUGUAGGAGGUUAUGGCGUUCAGAAGAAUCUGUCAAAUAGUGGUGGCGGUGGCAGUGGUGGUGGUGGUGGUGUCAUCACCACUGGAGUCACUACAACCACUAGAUCCCAAAGUGAUGAUUUAUAUAAGAAAGAGAAGUUUGUGAUCGCUGACAAAGAGAACGCUCCGGUGAAGAGGGACACAGAAAUGUUCAUUUUGUCUAAAGACAGCGGGAAGCAGUUCACCAGCAGCGGCAGCAUGCAGAUCGGAGGAGGGUCACUAUCAGGAGAUUCAAUAAAGAAAGAGAAGCUUAUCUCAAGCUACUCGGAGACGGCACCACUGAAGACAGAAACCGGCAACUCUUACUAUGGAUCAUCUGGAGUUGUGAUGAAAGACAAAGCCACCUUUGCAGAAAUUCACAGGGACAGCGGCAUCUUCGGAGGAGGCGGAGGAUUGUGCUGCUGCUCAGACUCGUGUUGCUCCUGGUGGAAAUGGCUGCUGGGUCUCCUCCUCCUCUCCCUGCUCCUGCUGGGACUCCUGUUCGGGCUCAUUGCACUGGCUGAGGAUGUAAGAAAGCUGAAGAAUCGAGUGGCUACACUUGAGGCCGAGUCCUCGGUGACUGCUGCUCGUACCGCACACCGUAACAAUGAGAUUAACGGCUAUGGCAUCGCUGGUGCUGGAGGUGGAGGUACCUCCCACACUGACAACACGCUACUCGUGGUUCCUGGAGGUGGAGGCUCGAGCUCCAGAACACAAGUCGGGAUUGCAGCUGGUGCUGGCACUGCUGGUGGAAACGACAUUGCAGGUGCUGGUGGAAGCACUGGGGCCAGAGCUGGAGCUGCCGGCACCGGCACCAGUGGCAGCUCCGGUGGCGGUGCCAGCGGUACUGGUACCAGCUACAGCGGUACCAGUAGCAGUUUUGAUAGUACUGGUACCAGUUACAGUGGCGGUGUCAGCAGAGGAGGCAGUUCAAGCGGUUCUGGCACCAGCUUCAGUGUUGGAACUGGCCGCGGUGUGAGUGGAGGACAGAUGGACGCUGAUGCUAUUAAGCUGAUGAUCGAACAGAUGUUAAGAAGUGAAAUACACUCACAGUCAUACAGAGCUUUUCUAGAAUCGACAGUGCGAGGAGAGAGAGGACUGCCUGGACCUAAAGGGGACACUGGAUCUAGAGGGGAUGCAGGUUUCCCUGGACUUCCAGGUACUCCGGGUCUGAUGGGACAAGCAGGUCCUGAGGGUCCAAAAGGACAGAAAGGAAGCCAAGGUGAUCACGGACUGGACGGGGCACCAGGUAUCAGAGGCCGUGAGGGCCCACCUGGCCCCAGAGGUGAGGCGGGACCUCCAGGCUUUGGAGCGAAAGGUGCGACUGGAGAGCCUGGACCUGCGGGACCUGUCGGUCCAUCUGGACCAAAGGGCAUACCCGGACUUCCUGGACUUAUUGGAUCACAAGGCCAACCGGGUCCUCAGGGCUUCCGUGGCGAGCCAGGGCCACAUGGGGCUAAAGGUGACAGAGGGCUACCUGGAUUCCAGGGACUUAAAGGUGAAGCUGGUGACAGUGGUCUAAGAGGAGCGAAAGGUGAUCCUGGUUUGCCAGGUCUGUCAGGUCCGGCUGGAGAGAGAGGAGUGAAAGGAUCGAUGGGUUCACCUGGAGUUGAUGGGAUGAAAGGAUCGAGAGGUGACCAAGGACCUGCCGGGCCCCCUGGACUCAGAGGUCCUGCUGGGCCUCCUGGAGAUGCUUCUCUUCCAGGACAACCUGGGCUUCAAGGACCACCAGGGAUACCAGGAAAUCCAGGCCGACCUGGCGCUAAAGGUGAUGCAGGUCCACCAGGAAGAAUCAUCAAUGCAGCUGGCUCCACUGCUGUCGGCAUCCCAGGACCACCUGGGCCUGCUGGUCCCCCCGGCCCUGCAGGACCUCCAGGAUUAUCAGGUCCCAUCGGCCCUGCUGGUCUACCUGGUCAACCUGGUCCUAAAGGUGACAGAGGAUAUAAGGGCGAGCAGGGAGACUAUGGAAUAUCAUCAUCAAGAGUGUCUGAAACGUCAAGCUCGAGGCUGUUUAGUGCCAGCGGAGGUUCAGGACACACACAACAAGGCCCACCUGGCCCACCUGGUCCACCUGGCCCACCUGGACGCCCAGGUGAUUCACGACAAGGACCUCCAGGACCACCAGGGCCUCCAGGUUAUGGACAACCAGGACCUAAAGGAGACAGAGGAGAGUCAGGCUUUUCGUCCAGCUCUGGAUCAUACUACCCUGGACCACCAGGACCACCCGGACCACCUGGGCCUGCUGGACCUAAAGGAUCAACAGGUGCUCCUGGACUCAGGGGAUACCAAGGAGAAGCAGGCCAGCCAGGUGUGCCGGGCACCCCAGGAAGACCAGGAACCUCUGAGAGAGUUUCAACUUAUGGUGGAGUGCAGACAAUCCCUGGACCACCAGGUCCACCAGGACCUCCUGGACAUCCUGGACCACAGGGAAUUAAAGGGGACCCUGGAGUUCCUGGUAUUCCUGGCUCUUCAAGAGGUGCUAUCUCAGUCACCGCAGGUCCUCCUGGCCCCCCUGGUCCUCCUGGCCCUCCAGGACAGACAGGCUCCUUCUCUUCCUCAGUUGAGAUGCGGCAGUACAUCUCUGAUUAUCUAAGUAGAAGCAGACAGUCCAGUAUCCCCGGACCUCCAGGUCCACCUGGGCCUCCAGGACUCCCCGGAACAUUCUCAGGCUCUCUUGAGGACAUCUCCGCUCGCAUCAUUGCAUACCUGCAGCGUUCUGGCUCUGGCCUCAGCAUUGGUGCACAGGGUCCUCCAGGACCACCUGGUCCACCUGGACCCAGCUCUGGAUCCUUUACGGUUAGCAGUCUCAUCGCCAUGCUUCAGAGAGACGAUGUUAGGAGAUAUUUGACAGGACCACAAGGGCCACAAGGGCCACAAGGACCACAAGGGCCGCCAGGACUGCCAGGGGCAUCAGGAGGAUUUUCAGGCAGUUACAGUGUAGAAGAGAUUGCCACAUAUGUCUUCAAAAUCAUGACUGACAGAGGGAUUGCUAGAGGUCCACCUGGGCCACCUGGUCCCGCUGGGCCUGCUGGUGGAGUGAGCUCUGGCUACACUACUGCUACGAUCAACUAUGCUGAACUGAUCAGACAUCCAGACUUCCGCUCAUGGAUUAGCACUCAUGUGCAGCACGGUCCUCCUGGUCCUCCGGGCGUUCCAGGACAACCUGGACCUGCUGGCCCUCAGGGACCGCCAGGAGUCUCUACUGCCACUGUGAUCGGGGCCGGAGGUCAGGGCUACAGCAUGGAGGACAUUCGGCGUUACCUGCAGAGUUCUGGUUUCAGAGGUCAUCCCGGCCCUCCUGGUCCUCAGGGUCCACAGGGACCACAGGGUCCACCGGGCAGUUACAGUGGAAGCGUUACCUACAGUGGAAACUUCCCUCGGGAGAGCAUCCGCACUGAAAUUCAACAGUAUCUGACCAGUGACAGUGUUCGUCGUUCUAUCAUGGGACCUCCAGGGCCGAGGGGUCAGAAGGGAGAUCGCGGAGAGCCAGGUCACAUCCAGGGCUACGCACAAAGCCACUCUCAGGGCUACUCUCAGGGUGACUCUCGAUACAGCUCUGACCGCAGAGAUAUCGAUAUCAGCAGGCUCACUGAGAGUCUGGACUACUCCAGCGUCGCCAUGAAAGUUACAGACUACAUCAAGAAUCAAGGCCUGCUGCAGGGCUAUCUGGUUGAGGGUCCUUCAUCGUCACAUGUUAGAGCGGUCCAAGGCCCCCCUGGUCCACCUGGCCCCAUGGGACCACCUGGUUACAGCCGCGUCUUCAGCACCUACAGCAACAUCACGGCUGACCUCAUGGAUUUCUUCAGAACAUAUGGCACCAUCCCCGGCCCGCCAGGAGGCCCCGGACCAAGGGGUGACAGAGGGUACCCAGGACCCAGAGGAGAGAAGGGUGAUCCUGGACGCCCAGGUUUACCAGGACUACCCGGGUCAUACACUGUUCAAAUUCCACACAAAGUGCAGAAGAGGGAUACAGGUGAUAAGGUGGUUGGUCGUCGUCAUCGCCGUCGUGCCAGCGGUGUCUAAACAUACUACUGGAUCAUGUCAGAUGUCAUUCUUCCUCAUCUUUGUUUUUUUUAGGUGUUCAACUGUGGAAAUGCAAGUUCUUAAUCUUGCCAUCUGUAGAAAAGUCACAGGACACUCUGAUAAAAUAAAAGCGGCCAAAAACUGCAAUAAUUUUCUUUACAAUGGCUUCGGCAGAGGUUUGGUUUUAGCUGCUGGUCAGUGUCUUCGUCACACAGACUGCAUUAUUUUUUAACAUGUGGGUGUAUAAUGUUUACUUUGCUUAGUUAGGAGCUUGCUUUUUUUCAGGGGCAGCUUUAUUUAAAGGGUAUCGACCUGGACCCUAUUUUCUGACGUGUUUGUGUUUAAGUGACUAAUAGGAACAACAGUUUUUGAAACUGGUCCAGUAUUAAGUGAGAGCUGCAGCUGGCAGCCGCAUAACAGGCUGCAAUGUAACCACUUGGGACAAUUACGCACUGUCAAUUUACGGCCACUAAAAGUAGUCUGUUUCUGGUUAUACAAAAAUGAUCUUAUUCUUUAAUACGAAGCUCUAUCUCUGUGAGAUCCUUUCCAUAAUGUUCUCCGACACUUAGAAUAAUAAUCUGAGCCUGUCGGUGGAAAAAACAAUUUUAGUGGAUGUAAAUUGACAGUGUUAAUAUGCCCAGAGUGCUUAUAUUGCAGCAUGUUUAGCAGCUGCAGCAAUCUCACUCAAUACUGGACCAAUUUCAAAAUUUAUUGCCCUGAGUCAUUUAGUCACAAAAACAUGGGGGAAUGGGGUUGAGGCUGAAAAAUACAAUACCCUUUAAGUGAAUAUGUAUUUUUAAGCAAUAAGUAGCUGAUGCUUUAAUUGCACUUUGCAUCUUUUCCCUCUGCUCUUGUAACAUUGAGUGUCUGGUGUACUUUUUUUGUACUUUGUUUUUUUUGAGGAUUAUAUUGUAUUGAGUACUAUAAGAGUGUCAGUGUUGUGUCAAGGUUCCCCUUCAAUGUUUCAUGAAUUACAAUUUUGUCAUUAUACACAAAAAUUAAGUCUAAAUCAGCCUUUGCGACCCCGGGCGUUACCAUUCACGCCAUUUACAAAAUACCAUAUUUUAAGUAUAUAAAGCAGUGCAUCUUUACCAGUCAGCUUAAGGGUCAUUCGUGCAGCAGGGAGGGGACUUUGGUUACAGUAAGUGUUGCUGUUGUCAGGACUGAUGAUUUACUUGAAAGUUUUGUUGGUAAAAAAAAAAAAAAAGAAAUAAAGUUUGCAUGGUUGAAGGGCAGAUAAUCUCUAAGGAAUGACUGAUUGGGUUGUAUAUUUUUGUAUGAGAGCGCACUGAAGUGGAUAUAUAUUCUUUAUACCUUUAAGUGUUGAAAAGAUUAAAUUAUAUCAGAUGUUCCCGGAUUAUGUUUUACAUGAUUGAACUUGUCAACAUGAUUGACAUUUGAUCAAUAUAUUUGAAAGACACACAAAUAAAUCUAUUUUUGGACUUGGGA
Molecule: messenger RNA, 7166 nt
Organism: Plectropomus leopardus (leopard coralgrouper)
Lineage: Eukaryota; Metazoa; Chordata; Actinopteri; Perciformes; Serranidae
Gene: col17a1b
Product: collagen, type XVII, alpha 1b
Biological process (GO): extracellular matrix organization
Molecular function (GO): extracellular matrix structural constituent conferring tensile strength
Source: RefSeq, a predicted model, not a curated record